Molecule: messenger RNA, 5664 nt
Organism: Pundamilia nyererei
Lineage: Eukaryota; Metazoa; Chordata; Actinopteri; Cichliformes; Cichlidae
Gene: camta1a
Product: calmodulin binding transcription activator 1a
Exons: 25
Coding region: 74-5587 (1837 amino acids)
Biological process (GO): regulation of transcription by RNA polymerase II
Cellular component (GO): nucleus
Molecular function (GO): double-stranded DNA binding; protein binding; transcription coregulator activity
Source: RefSeq, a predicted model, not a curated record
UGCUGUCCUCGCCGUGCACGCGCGUGGUACCCACGGUCGUGAGGAGGAGGAGGAUGUUGCGCGUGAAGGGGAAAUGGCUGCCGAAAACAAGCCGGAAGGACUGAAGAAAGUUCGUAAUCCGGAUCGAAUGUACAGAUCAGCAGUGUGUUAUGCUGGCCAUGGUCCACCUAAGAAUAUCAGUGAUGACACAGAGACGAACAAUGAACAUGGACAUUUGAAAAUAUACCUGCCCAAGAAGCUGCUUGAAUGUCUACCAAAAUGCACGUCGCUGCCAAAGGAGAGACACCGGUGGAACACUAAUGAGGAGAUCGCAGCUUACUUGAUAACAUUUGAAAAGCAUGAAGAAUGGCUAACGACAUCCCCUAAAACAAGGCCGCAGAAUGGGUCGAUGAUACUGUACAAUAGGAAGAAGGUGAAGUACAGAAAGGAUGGCUACUGCUGGAAGAAGAGGAAAGAUGGGAAGACCACACGGGAGGAUCACAUGAAGUUGAAAGUGCAGGGAGUUGAGUGUCUAUAUGGCUGCUACGUCCACUCCUCCAUCAUCCCCACCUUCCACCGUAGGUGCUACUGGCUUCUCCAGAACCCUGAUAUUGUGCUCGUCCACUAUUUGAAUGUUCCAGCGAUCGAGGAUUGUGGGAAACCAUGUGGACCUAUUCUGUGUUCCAUCAAUACAGACAAGAAAGAGUGGGCCAAGUGGACCAAGGAGGAACUGAUCGGCCAGCUCAAACCCAUGUUUCAUGGCAUCAAGUGGACUUGCAGCAAUGGGAACAGCAGCUCUGGCUUCUCAGUGGAGCAGCUAGUGCAACAGAUUCUGGACAGCCACCAAACUAAGCCACCUCCCCGGACUCACAACUGCCUCUGCACGGGCACCCUGGGUGCAGGAAGCAGUGUGCACCACAAAUGCAACAGUGCCAAACACCGCAUUAUCUCCCCAAAAGUGGACCCCCGCUCAGGGGGAUACAGCAGUGCCCACUCAGAGGUACAGAACAACGAUGUGUCUGAGGGGAAAACAGAGCACAGUGCCCAUGGUGGAGGAAAAAGCUCUGGGGGAGGGACUGGAGGGGGUAGCACCAGGGAGAAACGCAAUGGAAAAGUCCACAAGCCUGUCCUGCUACACCAGAACAGCACAGAGGUGUCAUCUACAAACCAGGUUGAGGUCCCCGACACCACUCAGAACUCACCUGUCUCUAUCAGCAGCGGCCUCAACAGCGAUCCGGACAUGGCUGAUAGCCCUGUGGUGACAGGGAUGAGUCAUGUGGCCUCUGUCAUGUCUGGCCUGUCUCAGAGUGUCUUUAUGUCUGAGGUCCCUGGAGACCCUGUCUACAGCAUGUCUCCUACUGGGGGUCCAAAUACUCACCUCAUGGGUGCAGAUGCCACUUCACAGGGCCUGGUGCUGUCUGUGACCUCUGAUCGUCACAAAUUUGCUUUCCCCAGUGGCGGUGUAGGAGAACCUGGGACUACCACUGCAGGAGACAGUCUUUCCAUGUUGUCUACAGCUGGGGUGUCUGAGGAACUGGUGCUCUCCAGCAGUCUGGACUCGGGAACCAUCAAGAUCCCAGAAACUAAUAUGAACUUUGAUCCCGACUGCUUCCUGAACAACCCCAAACAAGGCCAGACCUAUGGAGGCAGCGCAAUGAAGACAGAGGGAAACUCCUCCUCCACCUCGUCUUCCUCUGGUGGCAGUGCUAGCACCAAUGGCAGUCUACAACGCUCCCCCACCAUGCCAGAUAAUACCUACACUUUCAACUCAGCUCUCAUAAAGAACAUCAAAACAGAAGAUACAUCAUUUGAGCAGCAGCUGGCCAAGGAGAGUGGCUACCAGGUGGGGGCAGUAGUGAACUGUGGGAGUGGCGUAUCUGUGUCAUCUGGUGCUGGUUCAGGUCAGGGCAGCCUCAGUCUGACAGCCACAGGCUCCCUGCUUCCAUCUGGAGGUGGUUUGAGUCCCAGCACUACCUUGGAGCAAAUGGAUUUCAGUGCCAUCGAUGCCAAGCAAGACUAUACGUCCAGCACUACCACAGUGAGCUAUGGUCAAGCCAUGUCCAGUUCUCACAUGCAACAUCAGAAUCGUUCCCCCAGCUUCUUCCUCCAGGAUGCAUCUCAGACCAGCCAGACUCAGCAGGGGAGGCCCAGCAUGGGCCAGAAAACACAUUUGAUGGAGCACAACUCCCAUGACUCUGGAGCUUAUAUGGGGUUACAAGUUGUAAAAACAGACUCACCUGGCAGUAAUGGCCACCUUCAUCACCACCAUCAGACCCAUCAGACCCAUCAGACCCAGCACAGAACCAACUGCAAUGGAGGCUCACCCACAGAAGGGCCUGGCCAGGCUGGCUCUCUCCAGCUGCUACAAUACCAGGGGGCCUUUCCUGGGCUGGGCACUGAGCACGAGGAGGUGGUUGGUCUAGAGCAACCUGGGAAUGUGAAUUCAGGUCAGACUGGAGCCACCGAGAAUGGAGCUGAAAAUCUGCUCAAAGCUGGUGAUCACAUCCAGGGAUGUGGGGCAGGAAAUGGAGAGAGAGGAGGAACAGAACGUUACCUGCAGCAAGCUUCAGAUGGCGGCGAUGGAGGGACAGGAGGUGCGGGUGAAGGGGUAGCAAUUCAUAAUGGAAACAACGCCAGUGAUAGCAACAACCACCCCCAACAGCAACAGCAGCUGCAGCCUCUUCUCCAAGGCACGGGCAUGGUGCAGGGACUCUACAAUGCUGUAGGAACCCACCAGGGUCUGGGUGGAGCAGCCAGUAACGGAGGAGCUGGAGGGACAGGCAUGGAGAUAAGUCUGGAUCACUUUGACAUCUCUUUUGGAAACCAGUUUUCUGACCUGAUUAAUGACUUCAUCUCUGUGGAUGGUAGUGGAACAGCCAUGUCAGCUGGAGGGACCUUAUAUGCUCACCAGCUUGUCACAUCUCACAACUCAGAUAACCAGACCACAGCUGGUGGGCCCCCACAGCAGGGCCAGGAAGAUGGAGGAGCCAGGGGCUCUGGUUACAGCCCCUCAGAGCUCUGCCUCCAACCCUGCUGCAGCCCCCAGUCUUUAAGUGGAGGGGCCAGUGCAGGAGGAGGCACAGGAGAGACCGGCUCAUUGUCCUACAUGAAUGUAGCAGAGGUGGUUUCUGCAGCUGUAGCCCAGGGUGCUCUGGGGAUGCUUCAGGCUACAGGCCGUCUUUUCAUGGUCACUGACUACUCGCCUGAGUGGUCCUACCCUGAGGGUGGAGUUAAGGUGCUGAUCACUGGGCCAUGGCAAGAGGCCACCUCAAAUUACAGCUGUUUGUUUGACCAGAUCUCAGUUCCAGCUUCUCUUAUCCAGCCAGGGGUGCUUCGUUGUUACUGCCCAGCUCAUGAUACAGGUCUGGUGACGCUACAGGUGGCUGUCAGUAACCAGAUCAUCUCUAAUUCAGUGGUGUUUGAGUAUAAGGCCCGCGCACUUCCAUCACUGCCAUCAUCUCAGCACGACUGGCUUUCUUUGGAUGAUAACCAGUUCAGAAUGUCUAUCCUGGAGCGCUUGGAGCAGAUGGAGAGGAGGAUGGCAGAGAUGGCCAGCCACCAGCAAACGAGCGGGGGAGGAGGAGGAGGAGGUGGUGGUGGAGGAGGUGGUGGAGGAGCUGGCGGUGGAGGCAACAAUAACCAGUCACAGUGUGUAUCUGGCCAAACGCAAGCCAGCAGCUCCUUUGAGAGCCGUGUUGUGGUGGUCUGCGAGAAGAUGAUGAGCAGAGCUUGCUGGGCCAAGUCCAAGCAUUUAAUCCACUCCAAGACCUUCAGAGGCAUGACACUUCUUCAUCUGGCUGCAGGCCAGGGCUACGCCACCCUCAUCCAGACACUCAUCAAGUGGCGUACAAAGCAUGCUGAUAGCAUUGAUUUGGAGUUAGAAGUGGACCCUCUCAAUGUGGAUCACUUCUCGUGCACGCCUCUGAUGUGGGCCUGUGCGCUGGGUCACCUGGAGGCAGCGGUGGUACUGUACAAAUGGGACAGACGUGCCCUAGCUAUCCCAGAUUCUCUGGGCCGCUUACCCCUGUCAAUCGCCCGCUCACGUGGCCAUACCAAAUUGGCAGAGUGUCUGGAGCAGUUACAGAGGGAAGAGCAGCAACCGCCAGCCCCUCUACCACCUACAACUCGCAUGUCUUUUUCCCCAGCCCCUGAUGCCCCCACCACAGACAGCUGGAUGGUCAGCUGGGCAAACACCAGUGUAGUAGCACCAAGUGGCAAGAAAGGAUGUCCUGCCACCACAACAACCACACCCAGCACUACCAGCCUCAAUCCAGACUUGAGAAGGCCAAGGUCAGAACCCUCCAACUACUACAGCACCGAGGGCCAAAGAGACCUCCCACUAGCUAAAAAACAUAAACCCAACCCAGAACUGUUUCAAACUCGGCCUGACAAGGCCAUGUCUGUUCCUUUGAGCCUGGAGCAGCAACAGCUGCACAAGCUGUCCUCGAGCACUAAGAGCCUGUCCUCAGAAGUCCUGAGCUCAGACAAAGGACUGUCUACUGGAGGCAGCACAGGGACAACAAGAUGGACCUCCAGAGAGAGUUUCUCCAGCAGCAGCAACUUGGGAAGGAAGGCGCUGGGUGUCAGUGGAGGCAGCAGCUUGGGGAAGGAGAAACUGGCCAAUCGGUUACGGCAGCGGGAACAGUUAGGGAUGCUAGUGAUGUCAGAAAGUGAAAUGGCUGAUUCAGAGCUGCUAUCAUAUCGGGAGGAUCUAGAGAACCAGGACUGCCUCACACAGAUGGAUGACCUGCAGGUAAAUAUGAUGACUCUGGCUGAGCACAUAAUUGAAGCAACGCCAGAGAGAAUCAAAAGGGAGAACUUCACCGCUGCAGACUCUGUGCCCUUAGACACAUCAGGGGUCAGCAACACCAUGAACUGGCUGGCCAACUACCUGGGAGACGUAGAACAGCUGCCAAGCAUCAUACAUCUACGAUCUCUGUAUAAUGAACCCCUGACCCCAUCAUCAAACCCCAGUUUGAGCCCCGGAGGGUCUCCGUUGAGAGAGGGCCCCCUGGAAAGGUCAACACUUCCUUCCCCAGCUGACUGGAGUGAGUUCAUCAAUGCCUCCAACAGCAAAGUGGAGCGAGACCUGGCCCAGCUGACUCUGUCGGAUCCAGAGCAGAGAGAGCUAUAUGAGGCGGCCCGCCUAGUCCAAACUGCCUUCCGCAAGUACAAGGGGCGGCCGCUCAGAGAGCAACAAGAGGUAGCUGCUGCUGUUAUACAACGUUGUUACAAGAAGUACAAACAGCUAACAUGGAUAGCCUUGAAGUAUGCACUUUAUAAGAAGAUGACGCAGGCCGCCAUCCUUAUCCAGAGUAAAUUCCGCAGCUACCACGAACAGAAGAAGUUCCAGCAGAGCAAGAGGGCUGCCGUGCUCAUUCAGCAAUACUACCGCAGCUACAAGGAGUUUGGCAGGCUGAAGCCACACCACCGCGGGGCUGCUGCUGCUCUGGUGCAGCACAAACUAAGAAGUAGUCUGCUCACAAAGAGGCAGGAUCAGGCUGCCAGGAAGAUUAUGAGGUUCCUACGACGUUGUCGCCACAGCCCCUUGAUGGACCAUAGACUGUUCAAGCGGGGUGAAAGAAUUGAAAAGGGCCAGGGAACAUGAGACCCCUCAGAAGAGCUCCCUUGCGAUGUGACAUCACUCUCCUGAUUCCUCUUUUCUUUUUUGUUUGUACCCGAGAC